AUAUAUACUUCAGACAAUGGGACCUGGACAAGCGACUUUGACGUUAGAGCAUCCUGAAGUUGACGUAUGGAUAUAAUUUAGACAAUAGGGCACUGAAGCGCAGAUAUGAGGUCAAAGAAUCCUGUAGAUGGAGAACAAAUAUGAUUAAGGCAAUGGGAAGAUUUCUGAGACGCUAUUACGUGUCGGCUAAAAUGAAAAUUAGGUUAAAUUCAAAGAUAAUACAAUUUUGCAUUUUGUGCGUGUUAAUUGCACAUGUCGUCGUCAUGAUAAUUUUCACAGAUAAUUGCCAGUGGAUGGAAAAGGGAUACGUAGAAAAAUAUAUCAAAAACAACAUGGCAUAUGAUUCACCUAAAGAAGCGAUGUCGAACCUUUCACAAAACACCAAUUCAACAGCGCACAUAUCUCGGCGUAAAUUGGAUGAGAUUUUCAAAGUGAAAAUGAAACCAAAUCUAAUGAAUCUUCUAAACCCAUCAAAUCCAAAAUUUGCACUGACGGUAAAUUCAUCAUAUCUUCUCGAAAACAAAAACCGAUGCUCAUCUGUUUCAAGUUUAACAAUUCUCAUAAUGGUCCUAUCAGCACCAAACAACUUUGAUAGGAGAAAAGUCAUCAGAGAAACGUGGGCAAAUGGAAGCUUCUAUUCUUCCUAUGGAACAGCAAGGGUUGUGUUUCUUCUUGGGAUUAUCAAUGAUUCUGAAGUCCAACGUAACAUUGAGAAAGAGUUUAGCCUCCAUAGAGAUAUUGUACAAGGAUCAUUCAUAGAUUCUUAUCAUAACUUGUCCCAUAAAUCUGUUAUGGGUUACAAAUGGGUUACUGAACGAUGUAGAAAUGCUAAAUAUGUUAUCAAAACAGAUGACGAUGCAGUAAUCAAUAUGUUUCGAAUCUUAGAAUACGAUAUUCACACUCUGUCCAUUGACCUGUACCAUGUACACUGCGUACGUGAAAUCUACAGUCCAAUUCACAGAGAUAAAAGUCAUUGAGUACCUGUCAACCCCAACCAGUUUAAGUGGAGGAUAUUUUAUCCACCAUACUGUUAUGGUCAAUACGUGAUGAUGCUAAAUGUCAUAGUUCCAUAUUUAUACAAGUCGGCAUUGCAGACUCCAUUAUUUUGGAUUGAUGAUGUGUUUUCAUAUGGUAUUGUAAUGAACAAUAUACCAGCAUUAAAAUACAAAGCAAUAAAAUUGGAAGAAUACGAAAAAACCGCUACUGACAAAAUUUUCUAUUGCUGGACACAAAAUAAGCCGAAGUGGCAUUACAUAUUUCAUGUGGUUCAAGAUGCUAAUCAGAUGAGAGUUAUAUGGUCAUCAAUUUCUAAGCAUUAUGUUUAACAAAAAUAAUUUAAGAAAGGUCAAGUAAUCUAGGUAGUUCUUCUGGAUGUCGUACAUAUACUUACUUAUCUUCCUAAAGUAACUCGGUGAAUGGAGCGACGAGUGUCGGAUGUCUCCCUCCGUCUUUUAAUUUUUAGAACGUCUAUGAAAACAGUGCCUCGAGUGGUAACUGGACUCGAAACAUUUUCUUUGGUCAACUUGUGCUCUGCUUACUGUGGUAACCAUGUUCAGACUGGUCAUUUUAACAUUUGGGUUUGAACUAA
Messenger RNA from Mercenaria mercenaria, 1588 nucleotides. Its product is annotated as lactosylceramide 1,3-N-acetyl-beta-D-glucosaminyltransferase-like. Gene Ontology annotation, cellular component: membrane. The record is from RefSeq and is a predicted model, not a curated record. Lineage: Eukaryota; Metazoa; Mollusca; Bivalvia; Venerida; Veneridae. Gene Ontology annotation, molecular function: hexosyltransferase activity. The transcript has a single exon. Bases 141 to 977 code for a protein of 278 amino acids.